AUGGCUCACUCAAAGGCUCUCUUAGUGCUGGAAAACUUUAUAGGUGGCAAAUUUGUUCCUUGUUCCUCCUACAUAGACUCCUAUAAUCCAUCUACCGGAGAUGUCUAUUGCAGGGUACCAGACAGUGGCAAAGAGGAGGUGGAACUUGCUGUCAGAGCUGCCAAAGCUGCUUUCCCAGUUUGGUCCUCAAAAAGUCCACUGGAAAGAUCUCAGAUCCUGAACAAACUGGCAGACCUCAUUGAGCAUGACCUAGAAGAAUUUGCACAAGCAGAGUCAAAGGAUCAGGGAAAGACUCUCACCUUUGCCAGAAGCAUCGACAUCCCUCGGGCCGUGUACAACUUCCGCUUCUUUGCCUCGUCUGUCCUUCAUCACACCACGGAGUGCUCAGAGAUGGCAGCUGUGGGCUGUGUGCAUUACACCCUCAGGACACCUGUGGGAGUGGCUGGUUUAAUCAGCCCCUGGAAUUUGCCGCUGUAUUUGUUGACCUGGAAAAUAGCUCCUGCCAUUGCAUGUGGAAACACUGUGGUUGCCAAGCCAAGUGAGAUGACAUCUGUCACUGCUUGGAUGAUGUGCAAGCUCUUGGAGAAAGCAGGAGUACCCCCUGGGGUGGUGAAUGUGGUGUUUGGAAGGGGCAGCAGGGCAGGAGAAGCCCUUGUUUGCCACCCCGAUGUGCCCCUGAUCUCCUUCACGGGAAGCACGCUGACAGCCCAGCGCAUCACGGAGAGAAGCGCUCCGCACUGCAAACGCCUGUCCCUGGAGCUGGGGGGGAAAAACCCUGCCAUCAUCUUCGAUGAUGCUGACCUCAGCCAGUGCAUCCCCACCACCCUGAGGUCCAGCUUUGCCAACCAGGGUGAGAUCUGCCUCUGCACCUCCAGGAUCUUUGUUCAGCGGGGCAUAUACAACGAGUUUGUGAAGAGGUUUGUGGCAGAGGCGAAGAAGUGGAAGGUUGGGAACCCCUCAGAUCCUACAGUCAGCGUGGGAGCACUAAUAAGUAAAGAGCAUCUAGAAAAGGUAAGGAACUAUGUGAAGACAGCCCAAGCUGAAGGAGCCAGAGUCCUGUGCGGAGAGGGAGUGGAUUCCUUGGUUCUUUCUGCUGACAACCAGAAAGGCUACUUCAUGUUGCCCACAGUUAUUGCUGAAGUCAAGGAUGAAUCUAAGUGCAUGCAAGAAGAGAUCUUUGGUCCUGUGACAUGUGUGGUAGCAUUUGAUACAGAAGAUGAAGUGAUUGAAAGAGCCAACCGUGUGAAAUAUGGCUUGGCAGCCACUGUGUGGUCCAGCAACGUGGGGCGUGUUCAUCGGGUGGCACGGAGACUGCAGUCUGGAUUGGUGUGGACUAACUGCUGGCUCAUUAGAGAUCUGAACUUGCCAUUUGGUGGGAUGAAAGCCUCAGGCAUAGGAAGGGAGGGAGCAAAGGAUUCUUAUGAAUUCUUCACUGAGGUCAAAACCAUCACAAUAAAGCACUGACAUGUCAACACAAGUAUUG
Molecule: messenger RNA, 1483 nt
Organism: Pogoniulus pusillus (Red-fronted tinkerbird)
Lineage: Eukaryota; Metazoa; Chordata; Aves; Piciformes; Lybiidae
Gene: ALDH8A1
Product: aldehyde dehydrogenase 8 family member A1
Exons: 7
Coding region: 1-1464 (487 amino acids)
Biological process (GO): retinoic acid metabolic process
Molecular function (GO): retinal dehydrogenase (NAD+) activity
Source: RefSeq, a predicted model, not a curated record